CACACACACACACACACACACACACACACACAUAGAUACUUACAGCCAGAGGCUGGAGGAACCAUGUUAGGACAUGGGACGGACCAGGACUCGAGAUACACACACACACAUACCUUCCAGCACAAUGAGGAACCAGCAGGAUGAAGACAGUGGCAAAGAGUGAAGACAUCAGAGCGGGACAGGCUGAGGGGUGGAGGAUGAAGACAGGCAGACAGACAGAUGUGUGACUGAGCUGCUGUUUCCACACCUGUCAGAGAAGUUUGAAGGAGUGCUGCUCUCAUGGCGGGACCAACCCCACAGGAGCCCUUGAAGACCCAGCAGAAGUGCAUUGCCAUCUUUGCCCUACUCUGCUGCUUUGCUGUGCUGGUGGCUCUGAUUUUCUCAUCGGUGGACCUAUGGGGAGACGAUGAAGACGGUAUCACAGAGGAAAACUGUAGCAGAGACUGCCGCAUCGUGCUCGUGGAGAAUAUUCCAGACGACCUCAGUCUCCCCCUGGAUGGCAGACCCCACCUCCCUCUCUCUGGUGGCUUUCACACAUUGUUGGACCAGGCAAAGCACUCGGUUGAGGUGGUGUCCCCUGCCUGGGCCUUAAACCCCUGGGACCAGGAAACAAUGCCAAGCACUGCCAAGCAGGGUCGGCUGUUGUUCCAGAGACUGCUCAGCCUGAAAUCUCGCGGGGUUAAACUGAAGAUUGCCAGCAGUCUGACUAACUCGGCCGAACUGAAGACCUUGGCAGCACACAAUGCAGAGGUUCAUUUUGUAAACAUGACAGUUCUGACCAGAGGAAGACUACAUUCCUCAUUCUGGAUAGUGGAUCGGAAGCACAUUUACAUGGGGAGCGCUGACAUGGAUUGGAGGUCACUCUCCAAGAGGAAAGAACUGGGGGUGCUGCUGUACAACUGCAGCUGUCUGGCUCUGGACCUCCACCGAAUCUUUUCCUUUUACUGGCAGCUCCACGAGAGGGACUACAUCCCCUCCAUCUGGUCGAAGAGAGUUACAGCCCUCUACGGAAGGCACGACGCCCUUGAGCUACAGCUCAACGCCACCAAGGCCACAGCUUAUGUGUCUACCUCUCCUGAACUCUUCUGCGCUAAAGAUCGCACCAGAGAUGUAGAUGCCAUCUAUCAAGUCAUCCAGAGCGCAAAAACGUUUAUCUUUAUAUCUGUGACGGACUACCUCCCUCUGUUGAGCAGGAGUUUCAGAGGAACCUCGGUCACAAGAUACUGGUCGCCUAUUGAUGAGAUGAUCAGAGAGGCUGUGGUGCUGAGAGGACUCAGAGUUCGCCUGCUGAUAAGCUUCUGGAAGAAGACUCACCCCCUCACCUUUAAUUUUGUCUCCUCCCUCAAGUCCCUCUGCAUGCAGCUGCACAACUGCUCAUUAGAGGUGAGGUUUUUUUGUCACAAGCAGCAAGAGGAUGAUGUUCAACAUGGGCUCAACCACAAUAAGUACAUGGUGACCGACAACGCUCUCUACAUUGGUAACCACGACUGGGUCGGAAGUGACUUUGCCAUUAAUGCAGGAGUUGGGUUGGUGGUCAAUAUGCAAAAUAGUCUUAAAGAAGGAGGAGAGACGAUUCUGGAACACGUCAAGGCUGCUUUUGAGAGAGACUGGAGGUCACGUUACGCUAAGAGCCUGCAAGGACACAAGGAUCAACAGGGCAAAUACAGAAACCUGCAACAAGCGAAAAUCCACAUGGAGUCUAAGGAGGAAAAUGAGUGGAAAAACCCUUUAUCUUUAUAAGCACAGAAUAUCUUUCUAUACUCUACAGCCUCUGAAUACAUCUAGAUCUUACAACACAAUAUGAGAAUGUGGCUUAUAAUAUUAGACUUAAAUGUUAUUACCGUCAACAAAGACAAGUCAUAAUUUCACUCACUACAGCUGCAGGUUACCCAAUAGUAUCUAACUACUUAAUCAAAUGUCGACUGUUAUACUGUAGCAUGUUGUGCUGCAUGAAUAUUCAAAGCAAUAUUCAAUCCGAAUUAUUUACUAGGACAAGCAAUAUGCUGAUUAUAAGAUCAAUAUGCUCUAUGUGAAACUUAUUUAAAUCCAUAAAGAUGUCAAACUCACAAAACAAAUCACAUUUAGUAUUUAAUGAUGAUGCUCUAUUUUUGCUUAUUGUUUUAACGUGUAUUUUAUAAACUUUUUAAUACUUUUUGCAUAGUAUUUAGGACUUUAAUGCUGCAUUGCCCUCAGUAGUAAUGAAUUCAGUUUUUCGAAUGCACAAGCUCAUGCAGUAGGAGGACAGAUGUGACGACAACUGUUUAUCAUCUCAUUGAAAAUUGUCA
Messenger RNA from Plectropomus leopardus (leopard coralgrouper), 2285 nucleotides. RefSeq names its product phospholipase D family member 5 (gene pld5). The record is from RefSeq and is a predicted model, not a curated record. Gene Ontology annotation, molecular function: catalytic activity. Lineage: Eukaryota; Metazoa; Chordata; Actinopteri; Perciformes; Serranidae.